AUGCUCGACGACGAGAACGAAUACUCACUCGCUCCAAUAAUCUCAAAGCUCGAAUGUUGCAAACUUGCUCAAAACACGUUCAUGCCAGUUGGGCAUCAAGUAGCGGAAGAGAUUCUCUCAGUUCUCGACGUCGAAGACCUUAUAUCGGUUUCUCUUACGUAUAAACCAAUGCAUCAUUUCAUAAACAACUCGUCGACGCUUUGGAAACGAAUACAUGCAAGACUGACUCCGGUUACUAAUCACAAGAUUAUGGAUAGUAUGCUAACGUUACAGAAGUUUGCAGAUACAAAUGUUAACCUCGGAUCCGUUUGGAAAAAACACGUAUUUCAGAGACUGAGAAACAGAACGUAUUACCUGUCAUAUAGUUAUUGGGAUGAUUCCAAAGACUUUGCGAUUAUAUUCCAUGGAGCAUCUUUUGAUUUAAACACCGUUUACCAUGAGACUAUGGGAUAUGCUACGUUUGUAGGUGAUAUUGGACCACCCACAAUAUCGCAGUUUGUUCAUCAUCAAGGUCAAUUGUUUGAUAUACAGCAAGGAUUCCAAAAGUGGAGGAUCGCCAUAGAACCCAUUGAAACCAGUUUACAAAGACCGAUCAAAACCAAAUACAACGAUUUACUUUACAUAGUGUAUACAUAUUCAGAUCGUCCAACAGACUUUCAGUUUAAUUUGAUGAAAACCUUUGAUAAUGAAUUUGAUGCUAUUAAUUACGCCAACACCAUAGCUGAGGAUGUCGACUCCUCGCCCCAGAACGUAGAAUGCUUGGGCGAGCUAUUUGAUGCAAAGGUCAAUUCAUUAAGUCAACAAUAUCCAACAAGAGUGGCUGUAAAUACAGCUGAAUUCUGGUCAAAAGUUGAUGAAGAUGAAGUAGCUAGAAUUAAGAAAAAUGAGCAGAAAUUGUUGGGUAAAUGUGAAAGUAAAAGUGAAGAUGGAUUAACGAAAGGUAGUGGAGAAGAAGAGGAAUGUGAAAAUAGUGGUGUUGAAUAUACUGGUUGGUGUGGAGAAAAUUCUUACAACUUGAGUGAUGCAGUGUAUGCAUUUGAUGUUAUGGUAGAAUCAUACAAGAACAAUAAGAAGAGGUCUUUUGAUGAAGCCAUAGGUGAGCCUGAAGAAUUGCCAUAUAAUAGAAAAGGGAAGAAAAGCAGGCAUUAA
Paraglomus brasilianum is the source of this 1149-nucleotide messenger RNA. The record is from the annotation of a GenBank genome assembly. NCBI's taxonomy places the organism in Eukaryota, Fungi, Glomeromycota, Glomeromycetes, Paraglomerales, Paraglomeraceae.